Penicillium verhagenii is the source of this 2004-nucleotide messenger RNA. Its product is annotated as Copper amine oxidase N2-terminal. Gene Ontology annotation, molecular function: quinone binding; primary methylamine oxidase activity; copper ion binding. The coding region runs from base 1 to 2004 and encodes 667 amino acids. Gene Ontology annotation, biological process: amine metabolic process. NCBI's taxonomy places the organism in Eukaryota, Fungi, Ascomycota, Eurotiomycetes, Eurotiales, Aspergillaceae. The record is from RefSeq and is a predicted model, not a curated record. The transcript is spliced from 4 exons.
AUGGCGAGCCCUCACCCCUUUGAUCCGAUCACUCCGGGAGAGAUUCAAUUGGCUGUUCAGAUCUUGGAAUCUGCUUUCCCCGACGUCAAGUUGCGAUACAAGCGAAUUGAUCUUCAGGAGCCCAUCAAGCAAGAUGUGAUUCCUUAUAUUGAAGCAGAGCGGCUGGGCAAGCCCCGUCCUCGCAAGCCUGCGCGUCUUAUCAUGGCUUUGUUCCACCGUUUGGAUAACGGCUCCUUCUAUAAGGCGCUGUUGAACGCGGACACCAAGUCUAUCGUGUCCGCAAAGGAACUUCCGAAGGAGGUCCAGGGCCCGCUGGAUAUGGAUGAAAUGCUCGAGAUAGAGCAGGUGUGCCUGAACCACCCAGCCGUGAAAGCCGAGAUUGAGAAAUUGAAGCUUCCAUCCGGCAUGACCGUUUGCCUGGAUCCAUGGAUCUACGGCACCGACAACCCUCAGGAGACCCGACGCUUGUUCCAGUGCUACAUGUACAUUGUGGCCACGGAUCACCCUGGACAUAACCAAUACUCUCUUCCUUGCCAAUUCUCCCCGGUCUUUGAUGGUAUCACCCACCAACUAGUCCGCAUGGACUACCUCCCCGGUGGCGCGGAUCACCAAGUCACGGAGACGCAGCCGUGGAAGCCGGUUCCCGCUAUCCAAUAUGCGCAUGAUUUGUUGGAUGAGCCACUACGCACUGAUUUGAAACCAUAUAUCGUGCAGCAGCCUGAGGGCGCUUCCUUUAAUGUUCUCGGUAAUGCUGUUUCAUGGCAGAAAUGGCGAUUCCGCGUUGGCUUCAAUAACAGAGAAGGAUUGGUGUUGCAUAAUGUUACUUAUGAUGGCCGCAACACCUUCUACCGAUUAUCAUUUUCAGAGAUGACUGUUCCGUACGGAGAUCCUCGUGGUCCUUAUCACCGAAAGCAAGCUUUUGACGUCGGUGAUGUCGGCUUUGGCAUCACGGCCAACCAGCUGGCACUGGGCUGCGACUGUCUAGGCCACAUUAAAUAUUUCGACGGCUACCGCACGGAUGCCCAGGGUGCUCCCAUCCAGCUCAAGAAUGUCAUCUGCAUGCACGAGCAAGACGCGGGCCUCCAGCACAAGCACACCAACUACCGUACCGGGGCCGCGACCGUUGUUCGCAACAGACAGCUGGUAGUGCAGAUGAUCUGCACUGUGGCUAACUACGAGUAUAUCUUUGCCUUUAUUUUUGACCAAGCAGCCAAUAUCGAGCUGGAAGUCCGCGCAACUGGUAUCCUUUCUACUGUGCCUUUCGAUAACACCAAUGGACAAACAGUGCCAUGGGGAACGAAUGUUGGACCGGGCGUGAUGGCUCCGUUCCACCAGCACAUGUUCUCUCUGCGCAUUGACCCCGCGCUGGAUGGCUUCAAGAAUACCAUCUAUUAUGAGGAUAGCGUUCCCAUGCCGGAGGAUGACUCAAACCCCUGGUCUGUGGGUUAUAUCACGGAAAAGAACAUUAUCAAGCAGAGUGGCAGCGCAUUCACCAGUGUGGAUCGUCAUCGCGUGUUCAAGAUCCGCAAUGAUAAUAUCAUCAACCCCAUCACGCAUCACCCCAUUGCCUAUAAGUUGCAAACAUCGCCGAGUCAAAUGAUCCUGGCUUCGCCCAAGUCUUUCGGAACCAAGCGUGCCCAAUUCGCGACUCGACCAAUUUGGGUGACUAAGUACCAAGACGAUGAGCUAUUUGCUGCAGGCGAAUUCACAAACCAGAGCAAGAGCUCCGACGGUGUGGAGGUUUGGGCUGGCAGAAAUGAUGCUGUUGAGGACCAAGAUGUGGUUUUGUGGCAUACAUUCGGUCUCACUCAUAACCCUCGUAUUGAGGACUUCCCGGUCAUGCCCAUGGAGCGUGUUAGCGUUAUGCUGAAGCCAGAUGGCUUCUUUACCAAGAACCCUGCUCUGGAUGUCCCGCAGUCUUCGCAGUCGUUCAACAAGUCGACUGAACACCCUGAGCCGACGUGCUGCUCGGGCCCACAGGAUCGGAACCAGGUGAAGUUGUAA